Molecule: messenger RNA, 2141 nt
Organism: Spizellomyces punctatus DAOM BR117
Lineage: Eukaryota; Fungi; Chytridiomycota; Chytridiomycetes; Spizellomycetales; Spizellomycetaceae
Exons: 13
Coding region: 461-2098 (545 amino acids)
Molecular function (GO): protein binding
Source: RefSeq, a predicted model, not a curated record
UAACAACCUGUUUCUUUUCUGUUGCAUCGGCAUCGUUACCGAGAUGCGAAGCAUAUAACUCGUGCAAUCCAGUCAAUGGCCCUAUUUAUUGAAGCUACCAAAUGCGAUGCCUAGAUGAACAUACGUGCGGAAGGGACGUAUUCUCGUAAAGAUGCCAGGAACCGGGGUACAAUCGCAUGGAUUGGGCAGACGCUGAGAGAAGAAUGUAAAAUCCGAGACGUCACGCGGGAAAAUGGUGGACUAUCUGCCGUUGUCCUUUUUUUCGAAUUAUAAGUCUGGGGUUGUAAAAGAUUAGUUAUUUGGGUCUCUCUGUCCAUUUUGUCGUUGGCACUCCUUAUUCGAGAUUCAACCAUUUGGAACACGUGAGAUCGGAUGACCUGUGGAUGGCUCACGUAAUGAUCGGAACUUUUGAGCUGGAUGAUUGCUUGUGUUGGUGCUGUCUUCCUCCAGUCCAUCUACAAUGUCCGAGACAGAUAUUACAGAGGAUAAGCUCCAAAAUGAUGAUCCUACAAGUUUCGAAGCUGCGACCACAGAUCCACCACCGGAACAUCCGAACGAGGAGCCACUUUCCUCCGAGACAUUAGCUGAUACAACCCUUCUUCCAUCCGACCCACCUCCACAAGAUGACAGCCCAACUGAUCCAGCAAUCGCUGAACCAGAAGUAUCACCUACCUCACGCAAAUCAUCAGCAGCUCCUCGCCCAUCCAGUGCAGAGUCUACCCGAUCCGACGCAAAUCCCCAACGCCCAGGUACUCAAGGUGAAGCGAGAAAAAUGAGUGCGUCGGGUAUGAGAGUGACCACACCAGGACGAAGAGGUUCUGGUGCCGGAUCGGCAGGCAGCAGAAAGGACGUACCUGUUACGGGACGAGCAAGUGAUAUCGGCAGCGCUUCUAGAAAGCGACAAGGAAGUGUCGGACUUUUUACGGAUGUUAUUACUGAAAGCGUUGAUGAGGAUGAGAUUGUACCUCAAGAGGUUCAAGUCACUUCUGUGGCGGUUGGGGAGACGGACAAGUUGAUGGAUGUAUAUGAGGAAGUGGAGGAGCUUGCUGAUAGUGGGUGGGAGACGGAUCUGGAUGUUUCAGAUGUGCUGAAUCGAAAGAACCAGCAAGAUCUCUAUACUGCCGCAUGUAUUGCAUUGGGCAUCGUUCCAGUCUCGUUCAUUAUUGACCGUCUAAAAGGAGAAGAAAUCGUGAUGCCGCAUCAUGGGUUGGGACCUAAAGGUGCACAUGCUCUCGCCCAAGUUCUAGAGGGAAAUACGACACUAAAGCGCAUUGAUUUGACAAACAAUUGGAUCGAAAGUGGGGGAGCUUAUCUUGGAAGGAGUUUGCAAAUCAACCGUGCGCUAGUGUAUCUCAACUUGACAGGGAACAGACUGGGCUAUGAAGGAAGCCACGAAAUUGCAGAGAUGCUCCAAUUUAAUGCUUCUCUUAAAACCCUUAUCCUCAAAGACAACAAGCUUGGUGAUCGGGAAGCACAGCUAUUUAGUGAAGGAUUACGACAAAAUUCUUGCUUGCAAGUGCUUGACUUGAGUUACAAUGAAAUUGGGGAUAUUGGCGCUAUUGCUCUGGGAGUGGGUCUAGUAGGGAAUGAUGCAUUAAAGGAACUGAAUCUGGGCUGGAACCAAAUUCGUCAUCGGGGUAUCGCAGGGCUGUUAAAUGGACUAAAGGAUAACCUCAUUUUAACACACCUGAACCUGGAGAGUAAUGGGUUAGGAGAGAAUGGCGCGGCCGUGGCAAGUUUCCUCCUCAAAAACAAUGCCAUACAGGUGCUCAAUCUACGGCGUACACGAUGCGGAGAUGGGGCAAUAGGAACUAUCGGAAAAGCUAUCGAGCAAAACUAUUCUCUCAAAGAAUUUGACUGUUCCGAUAAUCUAUGGACGGACCAAGGGGCUCAACUCCUUUUCAAAGGCCUAAUGAACUCUAGUAGCAUGCGAAAGCUUUACAUGCAGAACAUUAAACUUACCAAAGACAUUCGAGUGAAGAUUGAUGAGCUAAAGGCGGAAAAACCUGAACUUGCUAUUAUCGAAAUGAGUGAAGCGGAUAUGUUGAUUGCCGCCAAGGAGGCACGCAUUCGCAAAGAGGAUAGAGAUAGAACAUAGCAUGAUUAUUUGCAUAUACAAAAAAUAAAAGGCUUCUCCGUGG